AUGUCCGACUUUAUGACCCCCCACGAGACCGCCCUUGCGUGUGUCGCCACAUGUAUGAAAAAGGCACGAUUACGGCCUGACACGCUCAUUGUCUCCUCCCUCAUGGCGGGUGUGCUCUUUAGCACCGGCGGGAUGCUACACACCUCCAUCCAGAGCUUCUGCCCCAACCUCAUGGCGCUGAACCCCGGCCUCGUGCACCUCCUCCAGGGGAUCGUCUACCCCAUCGGUCUCUUCUAUGUGGUGAUCAUGGGCGUGGACCUUUUCAACGCUAACGUUUUCUACUUCACGGUAGGGGUUCUCCGUGGUGCGGUCACCAUCUUUGACCUUCUUAUCAGCUGGAGCAUCAGCUGGCUCCUCAACUUGGUGGGCAACAUCUUUGUGUGCUAUAUCGUCUGCCACUUUUCCACCGUUACCCUGAAGCCGGACUUUGUCGACGGUUCGGUGGCCAUCGCCAUGGAAAAGAUCACCUUUCGGUUCCAUCAGACCUUGAUCAAAGGGAUUGCUGGUAACUUUUUUGUAUCCCUAUCCAUCUACCUCCAGCUCAUGGCGAAACCGCUCCAUGUGAAGUUUCUUCUCAUGUCGCUUCCCAUCUUUUCUUUUGUCGCGUUAGGCUUCACCCACGUGGUGGCAGACAUGUUUCUUGUGACCAUAGGCAUGAUCAACGGAGCGGACAUUGGCGUCGGGACGUACAUCUGGAAGCUUCUCCUCCCCGGGACCCUCGGAAACAUCAUCGGCGGUGGUUUCUUCGGGCUCGUCUUCCCUUGGUAUUUGCACUUAGUGGUGGUUGAGCGCGACGCCCACAUGUUGAAGUUGCCAAAGUACGACGAGAGGGACGAGCAGCCAGAGCUUGGUGUGGAUUCCAGGAUCGUCAGGAGCCGGACGAGCACAUUGUACGGGAGCAGACUUCCGACCAAUCGAACCUCCUUGUCCUCUGAGAGCGAGAACAAGCAGGCGGGCACCCCUCCUGAACAAAUUUACGGCGAUAAUGUGGAUCCGCUUGAUCCCGAGUUCAACCCAAGCUAUGAUGUCCCGAAGGAAGAGGAAGAGGAAGAUAACUCACCAUCCGGGGUGUUCCCCGUUCUUGGAAUGGGUCCACCGUUGCAACGUGAACGGACGAUUGCCAGUGCAUAUCAGGACUCGGAUGAGUCUCUCGGUCAUAUUCAAAGUCAUUCCAGCAGUUUUCAGUCACACCGAAGUGGCAGUGUAUACACUGCCCGGGACACAUCGAUGCGCGGGCAGUUGAUGAGGGUAUUUACCAGGACAAAACCUGAUGGCUCAGCAGCGUAG
Babjeviella inositovora NRRL Y-12698 is the source of this 1287-nucleotide messenger RNA. RefSeq lists its product as uncharacterized. The transcript is spliced from 2 exons. Gene Ontology annotation, molecular function: high-affinity secondary active nitrite transmembrane transporter activity. NCBI's taxonomy places the organism in Eukaryota, Fungi, Ascomycota, Pichiomycetes, Serinales. The record is from RefSeq and is a predicted model, not a curated record. Gene Ontology annotation, cellular component: membrane. The coding region runs from base 1 to 1287 and encodes 428 amino acids. Gene Ontology annotation, biological process: transmembrane transport; nitrite transport.